Didymodactylos carnosus is the source of this 2481-nucleotide messenger RNA. Lineage: Eukaryota; Metazoa; Rotifera; Eurotatoria; Philodinida; Philodinidae. The record is from the annotation of a GenBank genome assembly.
AUGUCUACUAGUAAGCUUCGUCUUGAGUCCAACGCCAUAUUGAGUGAUAGCAGACAAGAAGCUACCACAGAUCUGAUAGCAAGAAAAAUGCCGACACCGACACAAACAUCGAUCGAAAAGGCAUCAAGAAAAGAAGAAUUAGCGAAAGAACAGGAACAAUCAUCAACAUCAUCAUUUUCUCCUUUAAAUAAAAUCGACAAAGUUGUUGUCCAUCCACUCGUUUUAUUGAGUGUUGUCGAUCAUUUUAAUCGUAUGGGAAAAAUUGGUCAUAAUCAGCGUGUGCUCGGAGUAUUAUUAGGCUCUUUAAAAAAUAAAACUUUAGACAUUUCUAACAGCUUUGCUGUUCCAUUCGAUGAAGAGGAAAAGGAAAAAGACGUUUGGUUUUUAGAUCAUGAGUAUUUGGAAAAUAUGUACACUAUGUUUAGAAAAGUAAACGCACGUGAGCGUAUCGUUGGAUGGUAUCAUACUGGUCCGAAAUUACAUCGUAACGACAUUUCUAUCAACGAACUAAUACGUGGUUAUAAUCCAGAUUCUGUACUUGUUAUUAUUGAUGCUAAACCAAAAGAUCUUGGCUUACCGACAGAAGCAUAUAUUGCCGUAGAAGAAAUUCACGAUGAUGGCAGUCCAGCCUCAAAAACAUUUGAACAUUUGCCAUCAGAAAUUGGCGCUGAAGAGGCAGAAGAAGUUGGAGUUGAACAUCUUUUACGUGAUAUACGUAAUGCAACAGUUGGAACAUUAUCCCAACGUAUUACGAAUCAGUUAAUGGGUUUAAAAGGUCUAAUGAAAAGUCUAAACGAUGUUCGAAAUUAUUUAGAUAAAUUAUUAACAAAUAAAUUACCAAUAAAUCAUCAGAUAUUAUCACAUAUUCAGGAUAUGUUCAAUUUAUUACCUGAUAUAAAUCAACAAGAUUUAACUAAAUCAAUUUAUGCUAAAACAAACGAUGAAAUGUUACUAGUUUAUCUUUCAUCAUUAAUACGUUCCAUUAUUGCAUUACAUAAUUUAAUUAUGAAUAAAAUACAAAAUAGUGAUGCUGAAAAAUCCGAUAAUGCGUCAGUUACAGGUACGACUGGAACAAGUGCAGCUAUAUCACAAAGUGAUAAAAAAAAUGAAAAAGGUGCUGGUGAUAAAACAACAUCAAAUAAUAACAAAACUGAAAAAAAUUACGAUCGCUUCCAUCUUCUUCUGUUCUAUAAUUAUCAAGUACCAGAUGACGAAGAAGAAGAAGAAGAAGAGGUGGUUGAAUCCAUCGUCGAUUAUAGAACUGAUGUAUUUGUUCCAUUAUAUACUGGUCGAUUGUUGAGUAGUGUCGCAUUCAAAGAAGCGUGGCUUGAGUUCAAGCACAAUUUGAUCAUGUUUAUUAUUGUCAAUUUUUCACAAGGCUUUUUAGGUGGCUUUCGAAUUGGAGUGUUUGCAGUAGUAAGUACAAUAUGUUUAAGUGCUAAUUACACUGGUAGCACAUCUCUUUUUUUUCAGCGUAUAUCCGAGAAAGUACAAGAUUUAUCUGCUGAAGCAUCAGAAAUAUGUGAAGAAACCAUACAGACCAUUCGUACAGUACGAAGUUUUGGUAAUGAAGAUGGCGAAUUAAAACGAUUUGUCCGCAUUUUACAUCAAGCUUAUAAAGCAUCUCUUAGUCAGGCAGCACUAUCUGCAGCUCAGAAAUGGUUUGUGGAACUAUGCCAAUUGGGUAUGAGUGUUGUUAUGUUGUCAUAUGGUGCAAAGUUAGUGCGAGAUAACAAAGUGGCUGGCCCAGAUUUACUGGCGUUCAUUAUUUAUCAACUGACUCUUGGUGCUAUUUUAUCGGACAUCUCACAAAUUUAUACGUCAAUGAUGUCAGCAGCAGGGGCUAGUGAAGCUGUAUUCGAUUAUCUGGAUCGAAAACCACAAAUGGUAAUCGGUAAUGGUUUGCAACCAGAUGAAUUUCAAGGAGAAAUUGAGUUUCAACAAGUAUCAUUAAGCUAUCCAGCGCGUCCAAAUGAAAUUGCACUUGAUAAUGUUUCAUUCAAAAUUGAGCCGGGCCAAAUUUGUGCAUUCGUUGGUCCAAGUGGAUCAGAAAUAAUUGAUGCAGCUAAAUUUGCGAAUGCUCAUACAUUUAUUACUGAACUCGUUGAUGGUUAUGAAACACAAUGUGGUCAGAGAGGUGGACAUUUAAGUGGUGGUCAGAAACAAAGAGUAUGCAUAUCUCGUGCAAUUAUUAGAAAGCCCACUAUUCUUCUGUUAGAUGAGGCAACAUCAUCGUUAGACCCGGUGAAUGAACGUUUGAUUCAAGAUGCUUUGUUUGAAAAUAAGAAAGAGAGAAAAACAAUCAUUAUCUCGGCACAUCGUUUGAGUACGAUUGAAAAAUGUGACAAGAUCUUUGUUAUUCAUAAGGGACAUUUGAUUGAGCAGGGUACCCAUAAUGAGUUGAUGUUAAUUAAAAAUGGUGUAUAUCAAGAACUUGUGAGACGACAAAAAAUGGAUUUGAGUGAAAAAGAAAUAGAAUGA